AUGGCACCACCACCGCAUCUUCUAUGGGUCACGUCCCGGCCAACAAAGCUGUCACCCGAGGACUGGAUCGAAUGGUACAACCAAGACCACCUGGGAGCUUUGAUCGACACCAAAAGCGUAACGAAUGGUGCACUAUUCCAGGAAGUGCCACUAGACCCGAAUGCAAAACACGACAAGCCGUUCUUGGCCCUUUACCAGACGGAAUUUGCGGAUGCAACGCGGUCGGAUGAGUUCUUGAACACCAAGCAGCCGGACAGUAAGGUGCUCGAGAGACUCGACUUGUCGCAGAAUGCUCUUGAACAUGGGGAGUUUGAUGCAAGGAACUAUGAGCUGAUUCAGGAUUAUGAUCCGAAUGGUGUUGGGAACAUCCUGGUCCCUGUCGUCCUCACAGUCGAGAUGUCCACUACCGACCCCGCCGGCUUUGACGACUGGUACCGUAAAGAACACCUGCCUAUGCUCUCCAAGGCGCCCACCUGGAAGCGCACCUUGCGCUACAAAGCCGGCCCCAAAGCCGAGCUCGCCUCCUCCGAGCAACCCCCCUAUCUGGCAAUGUACUUUUUCGAGGAUCUGGCAAAGGCUUCCGCGAGUCCCGAGGCAGCGGCGGCGAAUGAAACGGAGUUGACGAAGAAGUAUUUGGCAGAGUGUAAGCCACCGGCUGUGGCGAGGGCGUGGAGAUUGAUUGGAAAGGAACGAUGGUAG
Messenger RNA from Cyphellophora attinorum, 699 nucleotides. RefSeq lists its product as uncharacterized. The record is from RefSeq and is a predicted model, not a curated record. The transcript has 2 exons. NCBI's taxonomy places the organism in Eukaryota, Fungi, Ascomycota, Eurotiomycetes, Chaetothyriales, Cyphellophoraceae. Bases 1 to 699 code for a protein of 232 amino acids.